Molecule: messenger RNA, 2377 nt
Organism: Papilio xuthus (Asian swallowtail)
Lineage: Eukaryota; Metazoa; Arthropoda; Insecta; Lepidoptera; Papilionidae
Gene: Git
Product: ARF GTPase-activating protein GIT1
Exons: 12
Coding region: 132-2246 (704 amino acids)
Biological process (GO): regulation of G protein-coupled receptor signaling pathway; synaptic vesicle recycling; brain development
Cellular component (GO): synapse
Molecular function (GO): small GTPase binding; GTPase activator activity
Source: RefSeq, a predicted model, not a curated record
AUAUUUUGAUUGACAUUUACUUAAAAUGUUUUAUUUUUGUAUCAAAAGCAAAACUAAUAAUCUUAAAACCAGUUAAUUUUAACAAAGUUUUGUUCGGUUUUUUGUAGUCUUCCAAAUAGUCCAAUAUUAAAAUGAUAUCGCGAUCUAAACACCGCUCAACAGUUGAAGUUUGUUCGGACUGCGGGGCAUCAGAUCCUACGUGGGCGUCGAUCAACCGUGGGUUGUUACUUUGCGCAGAAUGCUGUAGUGUACAUCGGAGUAUGGGAAGACAUAUUUCCCAUGUUAAAUCGCUGCGGCAAGGUUCCUGGCCACCCUCUUUACUAGCGAUGGUGCAGUCACUUACAGCUCAAAAUGUGAAUAGUAUAUGGGAACAUUCGUUAUUGGACACUUCAGCGCCAAAACACUUGCGUAAAAAACCGCAACCCAAAGAUCCACUACAUCCGAUAAAGUCAGAAUUCAUACUGGCAAAACACUUGCGCUUGGCAUAUGUUCUGAGAGCCAGACGAGACGAACCACCCAGUGAGUUGGGCAGACAGCUGCACAGUGCAGUCAGGAGCUCCUCACUUGACACAGCUAUGCGGUUACUGGCACAAGGUGCUGAUCCCAAUUAUUACAAUCAGGAGAAGGGAAGUGCAUGUCUCCAUGUAGCAUGUAGAGCGGGCCAGCCAGCACAAGCCGAGCUCUUAGUAGCCUGGGGUGCAGAUCCCAAUACAAGAGAUAGCUCCGGAAAUACACCUGCUGAUUGUGCAAGACAAGGUGGGCAUAUAGAGCUAGCGGAGAGAGUCACAGAGUUGGUGUACGAGGCGACGGAUCGUAUGAUUGUAUUCCUGACUGGCGAACGGCCUGCACACGCCGCCGGCCGGCACUUCUUGAUACCACGGGCGCACGACACGCACGAGAUGACGGAUGUCGCUAAAGCGGCAAGAGGCAAGCUGCAACUGCUACCAAAUCAUCUUUUUGAAGAGUUGGUGAUGGACAUUUACGAUGAAAUUGAUCGGAGAGAGACUGAAGCGAUUUGGCAAACCGAGGCGAGCGGUCUGGAGCGAUGCGGCGUAGCGUUCCUGCCGGUGAACCCUGCGCUGUCCGCGCCGAGGAACCAGGGCCGGCAGAAGCUGGCACGCCUCUCCGCGCCCGAGCUGGCCGCGCUACUGCGAGAUGUGCUGCUGGAUGCCACCAGGCGGCAGCGGUUGGCGACACUCCAUCCCAGAGCACCUGGUGGUCCUCUCAACCCAUUGCUGUCUGCAAGUCAUUUGAAGCACAUGUCACAAAUGUCAGACGAUGAGCCCCUUUAUGACUCCGUGGCCUCUGACGACGACUACGCGGCUCUCACACCUAUAGACCUAGAUUUACAGAUGACGAACAUUCAUCCAAGAACUGCAGAAGCUGUGUCAUCAACCUACAACCCAUCAUUACCCAACGACCAAACGGACUCGAAGCGAACUCAAUCACCUAUCACAUCGAAUAACGCACCGGAACACAUCGAAAUCGAAACACUAAAAAAGGAACUCGACAAUAGAGAUUCAACGAUCACGGAACUCAAGAAUCAAUUAAAGAAUUUACAAACGAUAGUUGAACAGCUGACGAAAGAAAAUAGUGUAUUAAAAACUACUAGUAGUAUAGAUGAUGACCAGAGCAUGACGUCACAGACUUCUAUAAGUGAGAGUGGUGUGUUGGAGGGGAAGUUUCCAGAAAGAGGGCGGAGUCUAGAGACGGACCAGCUGACGUUGAGCGAGGAGGUUGACGUGCGACAGAGCUCGAAGCCCCAGCGACCGGUCAGUAUGUAUGAGGCUAGGGAGGGCCCAAAGAAUAACUGGCAGGUUACUAAACAUCAGUUAACAAGUCUGCCGGGUCUGGAGCGGUCGCUGACGCAGAGUGCUUUAGACGGCGAAGAGGGCGUGUCGCUGGGGGCAGAGGGCGGGGCGCUAGCGGGCGAAGAGGCGGUGCAGCGGCGUGCGGAGGCGGUAACGCGCGCCAUACAGGACCUGUGGGCCGCCGCCCGUCUGCAGCAGCCCCAUUUGGCGGACCGUGCACAACACAUACGACGUGCUGUGCGCGCUCUCUUAGCACUAUUCCCACAGAAUUGCUCGGACCCGACACUGCAGGAAGUGGUGUACAGCUUGCGCGUGGCAAGCGAGGAGGUGCAGGCGGCGUGCGCUGCGCCCGCUUCGCUGGACCGCGUGCGCGCCGCCGCCUAUGAGCUGGCGCGCGCCACCAAGCUGCUCGUCACCCGCGCGCACCCCUCCUAGCGCCCGCUCCCCGCGCGCGCGCACGACACCCUUUAGUGCCCGCGCACGGCCCUGACACCUGACAUGUGCCUCAAUGGCACCAUGUUAUAGUGAACAGUGUACUAACAUCAUUGUGAACAGUGUUCUAACAC